GUGAAAGCUCUACAUUAACGUUUUGUCUCGGCUGGCUCGCUCUCGCAAGGUCUUUGACCCUCUGAAUCUCGUUCUAUUCAAGAUCAAAGAGCCCCUCAUCAACUUUCAAGCUCAGAGGAUCUUAAUUUGAUUCUUCAGAUUUUGAUUCUCUGAAGUUUCUGGAGCUUUUUUGUGCUCGUGAGCUACCGACGAUUAUUCUUUGCAUAUCUGCUUGCAGUUUAUGGUUUAAAAAUUGUGUUUCUGAACAACAAAUCUACACAAUUAUAAACUCAAAUACACAGUUGCCCUUUUUUUUUGGAUCCUAAUGCCCUUGUUGAUGAGAAGAGUGAAAGCAGACUUUAUAUCGGAAACCUUGACCUGAAGAUAACGGAGGCUGCUCUGAUUAAGAUGUUUUCUCCCUAUGGGAAGAUUGUAGCUGAGGAUUUUCUGUGGCAUACUCGUGGGCCGAAACGUGGAGAACCACGAGGCUUUGCAUUUAUUCAGUUUAGCACCAAAGAGGAAGCACGAUUGGCUAAGGAGAAAAUGCAUGGGAGACUGGCUUGUGGGCGCCCUUUGGUUGUUCGUCUGGCAAGUGAGAAGUACUUGGAAGAAACAACACAAAAUUCUUCCAAAGCAGUAGGUGAUGCAAACAAAAUAGGCGUUAUUGGUAGUGGUGGAGGACAGAUGAACCGGAGUGCUAAAAUAGCCGCAAUCAAGAACAAAUUGAAGGCAUUGGAGGAAGAGAGUUGCAGUGCAAAGAAACAGAAGCAAGCUGAAGGCACCUCCUGUAACAGUAGUCUUGACCAUCCACCGAGCAAAAGAUAAUAAACGACGUUGCUGAAGAGAAUAUUGUGAGUGGGAGAAGAUUUCAAUCUCCCUUCAGAUAUAGUCAUAACUACAUGCAGAACUGAUGUAGACAAAUUUGUACAACCUUGAUGUAUUACAACAUUUUGAUAAGAAGUUCUGAUGAGUUUGAUUAUUAACAUUAGUGAAUCGCAAUGCACUCAAGUAGCUUGAAAUUA
This is a messenger RNA of Pistacia vera, 1001 nucleotides long. Its product is annotated as probable RNA-binding protein 18. Bases 388 to 804 code for a protein of 138 amino acids. The record is from RefSeq and is a predicted model, not a curated record. The transcript has 6 exons. Gene Ontology annotation, molecular function: RNA binding. Lineage: Eukaryota; Viridiplantae; Streptophyta; Magnoliopsida; Sapindales; Anacardiaceae.